ACAUUUAAACAUAUAAGAUUAUCUUUUAAAUAAGGGCAAUAUUUUUAACAUAUUGUGUGUGGUUAUAUAGAGAAAGAAAAUCAAUAAUGGAGCAUACCAUGAUAAUGUAAGCAUGCUUCCUACUAGAUAAGUCAGAAUAGCUUGCAAAUACUUGUGAGUAACAAUUUUCAGAUUAUCUUUCAUUAAGCAUAGUUUUACAUAGAAUGUGCAUUACAUGUAAAUUGUAUUAUAUUUCAGAAUAAAUUAUUAUUUUCUAAGUACUUGUUCAAAGUACUUGUAUACAAAAGAUGACAGUAUGUAAAUUAAAGGUGGAAUGUGUGCAUUGUUAUUGAAUAUUUAAGUGAUAAGAGAUGAAUUAAGAGAUUUAAUCUUUAGUUUAUAAUACAUUUUUCUUUUGUAAUGGAAGAUAGUGGAAUUGACAGUGAUCCAAAAACCACUAGUCAUACAGAAGAUGAAAGACUUUUCUUGGGAAGUGAUAGCAGUUGUAGCAGCAAUCAGACACAGACAUCACAGCAUAAUUCUACUACUAAACAAUUGCAAAGAAAGCUUGCACGAAUUGAACAAGCUAAACGUAUUCAGCGUAAUUCAGAUUAUGUGAAGUUGCCAAAAUAUGAUAAGGGAUGCGGAAGUAGUAGUAGUGCUGCUGGUCUGAUUUCUAUUCAAAGACUUCCUGUACCAAAUAAGAAUAAAGAACAUCUUCCUCUUGUUGAAUAUUGGCAUAGCGAUAGUGAAAGUGAAGGAGAAAUGACUCUUUUUCCAACAACUAAAUCAAAAGAUUCUUCCAAGCAUAAGCAAGAUCUAACUGAUACAUUUAGCAUUGAAGAAAUGAGUGAAGAAAGUGAAGAUUCUUUAAAUUUAGGACCUGCACAACCAUCUCCGGAGCUCAAAUUUAUGAAAUCUUAUAGAUGUACUGGUGAUUGCUUUCAUUGUCAGUGCCACAUAUUAUAAUUCAUUGUUAUGUACAUAUAUCUUGAAUAUGUUACAGAUUAAUUAUUUUUUAUGCAUUAUUAAAUAUUCAUUUAAUCUCUCAAAGUUUUAUGUAAUUAUGUAAUAUGAAAGAUUUUAUAUAUAUCGAAUGAAAACUAAAUAUAUCAAAUAUUUAUAAGUUAGAUCUAUUAAAAUGUAUAA
Messenger RNA from Bombus pascuorum, 1128 nucleotides. RefSeq lists its product as uncharacterized. The transcript has 5 exons. Lineage: Eukaryota; Metazoa; Arthropoda; Insecta; Hymenoptera; Apidae. Bases 400 to 948 code for a protein of 182 amino acids. The record is from RefSeq and is a predicted model, not a curated record.